Arabidopsis thaliana (thale cress) is the source of this 1574-nucleotide messenger RNA. RefSeq names its product 2-oxoglutarate (2OG) and Fe(II)-dependent oxygenase superfamily protein. The record is from RefSeq and is marked reviewed. Lineage: Eukaryota; Viridiplantae; Streptophyta; Magnoliopsida; Brassicales; Brassicaceae. Gene Ontology annotation, molecular function: iron ion binding; 2-oxoglutarate-dependent dioxygenase activity. The transcript is spliced from 2 exons. The coding region runs from base 118 to 957 and encodes 279 amino acids.
AUCCUUUGUAACUAAAUGCACCUAUAGAUACACAUCAAACACUUCAUUUGUUUUAAGUAAUUUAAUAGACUUUUUAAAGGAUAAAAUCGAAAGAGAUCUCAAGAGAAAUAGGGAGAGAUGAGCAUCAGUGAGUCAUAUCCACCGGCUUUCCGGCGUGUAACCAACGACGAAAAUCCUCCAGCAACACCGGUUAUUGUCCAGGGCAAGGAUAUCAAUAUCCCGGUUAUCGAUUUGGAACGUUUGGACAAGGAGAUACUGAGAGAGGCAUGCAAGGAGUGGGGAAUAUUCCGUCUAGAGAAUCACGGAGUACCGUUGGCGUUAACGUCACGGCUUCAAGAAAUCUCGGAGUCAUUACUGAGUCUUCCGUUUGAGAAAAAACGGGAAUUGUUCGCUGCCGUUAAAUCUCCGUUAUCGUAUUUUUGGGGAACACCAGCUCUAAAUCGUUCAGGAGAUGCACUAAAGAGAGGAGCUCAAGCUUCGAACUUAACCAUGCUCGAAGGUUUCAACGUUCCUCUCUCGUCUCUCUCGUCGCUCUCGAAGCUUCCAACUUCUACUUGUUGUGAUGAUGAUGCUCAAGAAGAGCCUAAACUUGAGUCUUUCAGAGUGUUGAUGGAGGAAUAUGGAAAGCACAUAACUAGAAUUGCUGUGUCAUUGUUCGAAGCUAUAGCACAAACACUGAACCUAGAACUAUCCGGUAACCGGAGAUCAGAAUACUUAUCGGAAUCGACAGGGCUAAUAAGGGUUUACCGGUAUCCACAAAGCUCCGAGGAAGCAGCCAGAGAAGCUCUAGGAAUGGAAGUUCACACAGACAGUUCGGUUAUCUCAAUAUUAAGAGAAGAUGAAAGUGGUGGGCUUGAGAUCAUGAAAGGUGAAGAAUGGUUCUGUGUAAAGCCUGUUGCUAAUACUCUUAUCGUCAAUCUUGGAGAUAUGAUGCAGGUAAAUAAAGUAUAUCCAUGAGUUUAGCUCAAUUAUUUUUAUCAUUUUGAUUGAUGAAAUCUGAAAUUGUAUAUACAGGCCAUAAGCGAUGAUGAGUACAAGAGUGUGACACAUAGAGUGAAGAAGAGGAAUAGGAAGACAGAGAGACACUCAGUGUGUUAUUUUGUGUUUCCAAAGAGAGAUUGCGUGAUAAAGUCAUCAAACUAUAAGCUAUUCACUUACUCAGAUUUUGAAGCUCAAGUUCAAGCUGAUGUUCAGUCUCUUGGAACCAAGAUUGGCCUUCCUAGAUUCAACCCAAAUUCUCCAUUGUUUCUCUGACCGUGUCUGAAAUUUAGUAUCUAUUUGGUUUACCAAACUCUGGAUACUUAAGUUAGUCCAUCAAUAAGACUCAAACAAAGAAAGCUGUGUUUUUGACUCUGAAAUAAUUUUGGGCUGGCCCUGAUCAUCGUAGAGAACUUGACAAUAACAUUGUUUGUUGAACAUUAAAAACACUCUUUGUUUGCUCUACAAUGACGACGAUCCAUCUACUUAUUUUCUAUUGUGAUAGUGAUAUUUCAACAAACAGUAUUUGAAAAUUGGUUUGUGGCAUUGUAAAGCAAUUCUGCUUUAGUGAUAAUUGCCAUUAUGAAGCAGUUUUG